Molecule: messenger RNA, 1340 nt
Organism: Arachis ipaensis
Lineage: Eukaryota; Viridiplantae; Streptophyta; Magnoliopsida; Fabales; Fabaceae
Source: RefSeq, a predicted model, not a curated record
AUCCAGUCAGAAACUAAAGAGACACAGCAUUGCAAACUUUUAGUUUCUUUCUAUGUGAAGAGGCAGUGAGGGAGAGUAAGUUUAGUUCUAUAGUGGUCGAUCGUGUGUGCUCGUCUGCCUACUUUUCCUCUUCGUUCUGCACUUUAUCUUAUUGAUGGAUGAUUAUGAUGCGUUUUGGUUGUUUCAAUCCAGGGAGACUAUGUUGUUCAAUUUUUUCUGUGAUGUAAGCAACAACGGAACUGUAUUACUAGAAGAACUAAUUAGCAAAUCUUUGUGCCUAAAGCAAUCGAGACUCUACAGCGAAAAUGCUAUUGAAGAAGGGUUGGUGGUUGACGGAAAUGGAGUGAUCCUUGUGCCUAAUGUCUCCAACUAUGUCCUCUCUCAGGUUAUCCUCUUCUUGGAGAAGAAACGCCAUUUCCAGGAGGCCGUCGACGCAGGUGCCACCCACUACGAGGGCUGGCCCACCACCUUUUUCAACCAGAAUAGCCACAUUCUCUCUGAUUUGCAACAGGCUGCGCAAGAUCUUCAAAUCCCAAGCUUGAUGGAAUCCAUCGCAGCAAAUCCAGAACAUGGUGUUGGUAAAACCGUUGGAGAGAAUUUAGGGAGGAAUCAAGUGAGAGAACAUAAGAUAAAGACAUCACGUCUAACUCAAAAUCUUAACGUGUUAAGUUAAUGUCUUUCUCAUCUUAUAAACUCCUCACUCUUCCAUGCUUUCUUUGAUGUGGAACUAACUUCAACAUUUCUCACACUUGCAACACUAACACAUGAUUCAGUCAGAUUGGCGAUUCCGGCGAUUCCGGUAGGGACCAUCACAAUAAAUUUAAGACUCUGAUGAAGUCCCCUCACUUUAGUCGGGUCUGCCUUUUUCUGUACCAGGGCGACGAGCGAGUGCGAUUUCCCGAAGUCUCCCUAGCCACGAUGGAAAGGUCUUGAAGAUCGAUAAGAGUGAUGCCAUAGAUGAAUCGUUAUUUUUAAGACGCUGUGUUAGGUGUAGUAUUUGGUGGACCGUGAUCCCUAUGACCAUUGAUAGCCAUGUACUCUCAUCAAUUAUUAACUUCUGUCAUAAUGCAUGGGAUUUCCAACAGAUAUAUGGUUCCCGCUGGCUCAUGGAGGGCCUUGCGGUUGUGGAUCAUUUUCGGGGAUGAGUCAUAGAAUUUGUCAAGAGUAACAUAGACAUGCUCUCUGAAUUGUAUGAGGUUAGUUAGUUUCUUUUGUUCUUGUCAUGUACCAUCUCUUUCUUGUUUCUUGUUCUUGAUAUUACAUGUUACAUAUAUGGCACGGAAUUCAGAUAUUAAUUGGUUGAGAUUAGAAUAGAAUAGAUGGAUGUGGAUUUUACUACU